Messenger RNA from Phacochoerus africanus (Common warthog), 3123 nucleotides. It is a transcript of the gene STX16, whose product is annotated as syntaxin 16. Lineage: Eukaryota; Metazoa; Chordata; Mammalia; Artiodactyla; Suidae. Bases 810 to 1790 code for a protein of 326 amino acids. Gene Ontology annotation, biological process: vesicle-mediated transport; intracellular protein transport; vesicle fusion. The transcript is spliced from 9 exons. Gene Ontology annotation, molecular function: SNARE binding; SNAP receptor activity. Gene Ontology annotation, cellular component: SNARE complex; endomembrane system; membrane. The record is from RefSeq and is a predicted model, not a curated record.
AGGGGGAACGCCAGAACCCGGGACCAUAGCACGGAAACGGCCCGGGGCUGAGCAGCAGGCAGAUCCGGGGAUGGAGGGAGCCGGAGAAGAGGAGUGAGGAGGCCGGGGAGGCAGGCCCUGCUGCCCUCCUGGAGGCCGGCAGCCUGCUGUGGCAGUGGAGGAGCGGUCUGCCCCCAAAGGGAAGGGGUCAGGAGGUCGCGCCCCGGCCCUAGCAGGCUCCGACAAGGCCCCAGUGGAGAGCAGCAGCAGCCCAGGGCCCAGGCCUGGCCUCGGGUUGGCCAAAGGGGGCCUAAAGCAGGCCUCCCCGGCCUCUGCUGGGGGAACUGAGCCAGAGGCAGGCCUCAGGGCACGGCCCAGACGCGUGUGAGCCCUGCUAGAGAGAGGGAACCAGAGGGAACCAGGGCCCUAAAGGGUGUCAGAGACUAAUGUGGUAGGGGGCUUCAGAGCCUCCCAGUCCAGAGCCGGAUUGGCGAGUUAGACGCUUGUAGAUCCGAGGUUGGAUUGGGGAGGGGUCUCUGGGAAGUUGGCUAGCAACGCAAGGAUUGGGGGGAUUUAAGUGCUUAGAGAUCGAAGCAGGUCUUGGGGAGGGGGACUCAGACAAUUGGAAAGCCUGGGCGGUUAUUUGGGGAGGGGUCUUUGCGCUCAGAGGAAGCUCGAAGCAGCACCUGCUUGGCUAAAGGCCUGAGGCUUUGUCAAGAGAAGCUUCUGGAGGGGGGGCCCGACUAGGCCAAGCUGCAAGAAAGAAAGUGAAUAAACCUGGACUUUAAGUGGGUGGGGGCCCCUGAGAGGGGAAUCACAAAGGGUGAGCCAUGGCCACCAGGCGUUUAACCGACGCUUUCUUGUUGUUGCGGAAUAAUUCCAUCCAAACCCGGCAGCUGUUAGCCGAGCAAGUGAGUAGUCACACCACCUCCAGCCCUCUGCAUUCACGUAGCAUUGCUGCGGAGCUGGAUGAGCUGGCUGAUGACCGCAUGGCUCUGGUGUCGGGCAUAAGCCUGGACCCAGAAGCAGCGAUCGGCGUGACGAAGCGAUCGCCCCCUAAGUGGGUGGAUGGCGUGGAUGAGAUACAGUUCGACGUUGGCCGAAUUAAACAGAAGAUGAAGGACUUAGCCAGCCUCCACGACCAGCAUUUAAACAGGCCCACCCUGGACGACAGCAGCGAGCAGGAGCAUGCCAUCGAGAUCACCACGCAGGAGAUCACUCAGCUCUUCCACAGGUGCCAGCGCGCGGUGCAGGCUCUGCCCAGCCGGGCCCGCAGGGCCUGCUCGGAGCAGGAGGAGCGGCUGCUGCGCAAUGUGGUGGCCUCCCUGGCACAGGCGCUGCAGGAGCUGUCCACCGGCUUCCGGCUCGCGCAGUCCGGCUACCUGAAGCGCAUGAAGAAUCGAGAGGAAAGGUCCCAGCCUUUUUUUGAUACAUCAGUGCCGCUGAUGGACGAUGGCGAGGAUAAUACGCUUUACGAUCGGGGUUUCACGGAUGACCAGUUGGUGCUGGUGGAGCAGAACACGCUGAUGGUGGAGGAGAGGGAGCGGGAGAUUCGCCAGAUUGUCCAGUCUAUUUCCGACCUGAACGAGAUAUUCAGGGACCUGGGAGCCAUGAUUGUAGAGCAGGGCACCGUCCUCGAUAGAAUCGACUACAGUGUUGAACAGGCCUGUGUGAAAACGGAGGACGGCCUGAAGCAGCUUCACAAGGCAGAGCAGUAUCAGAAGAAGAAUCGGAAGAUGCUUGUGAUUUUAAUAUUACUCGUCGUCGUCAUUGUCCUCAUCGUUGUCCUCGUCGGCGUGAAGUCUCACUGAGCAGCGUCGGGGCCGUGGGUGCGGCGUGUGGGUCUGGGUGCGCGGGGCUCGGCGCCCGCGGCUCCUGCACAGGUGUGGCCGGGUCCGGGCGGCCGGAGCGGCUCCAGACUCGGCCCAGGCCAGGCGUGCUGCGGCGGGGGAGGGCCGCUGUUCUUCCUUCAGUGGCAAGACUCUCAGGACCUGGGACCUGCUGCGGGAUAGAGAUGAGUUCUCUCUUUGGUUAUAAUUGCUUUUCUUUUUUUUCUUUUAAGAAAGAGAAAACGAGUGUAACGUUUACAGGCGCUCCUCAAGCUGUUCGAUAUUAUAUGUGUACAUGCUACUUUUUUAGCAGUCAUGUCUGAGCAGCAUGUUAAGAUAAUUUUUGGAAAAAUUUUUUUUAAACCAUCUGGUUUUUAAGAAGUUUGGUACCAAAAAUGUAUGAGUAGAGGCAAAAAUGCCUCUCCAUCUUUCUCUAUCUAUUUUCCAGUUGAAGACAAACUGAGAAGUCCUUUAAGGAUUUAUAAUCCGUUCCCCAUUAGCUUAAUCUAGCUUUUCCAUCACUGUUAAUGAUCAGAGUAACAAAGUGUGAAAAAUAAGAAGCCAUCAUUGAUGUUAAUUAACGCGUUUAGAUGGGCCAGUUAAAACAGCUUCGUAAGCUGGAAUUAAUUGUAACUGGAGGCGUCCUCGUCCUCGUCCCACGCCCCACUUUCCGCCGUCAGCAAAAGGCGUUACUAAGCAAAACCACCGAAAUUCAAGAGUUGGUGAUUUUAAAUAGGCCCCCGUUGAAAGGAAGCUUGGCCGUGGGGCGAAAGUCACCGGCGUCAGCCGGCCUGUCCCUGUGCCCGUCUGCAGCCGUCCCGGCGCAGUCCGUUACUCAGACAGUAACCACAUAAUGGCCUGUGCAAACCAGCCUCCGGCUAAUGAGCUGUGAAUUUACACAGAGGCCAUUGGAAACGGGUCACCCCGUUUAGGAUUAGUGCAUCUCAAAUUAUUAACCAAACACCACUCCAUUUCAGAGUAAAAUAUUCCACCAGUGGUUUGAUUUAUCGACCCCUCCGUUGCCACUGAGCGUCCCCGGAUCGCAGGCAUGUGCCUGCAGGUGGUGAAAUUGUGGCUCAGAACAGCCCUCGUUGGUGUGAGUGUGGAGCAGGUCGUCACAGGGGGACGUUGCUGUUUCCUCACCUGCCCUCCGUGCGGUGCUCGAAUGUAUUCCUGGGCCUAUGGAGCCGCCCGGGAAGGUGAGGCUAACUGGAACCUGAAGCUCUUCACCUUCUCCCUGGUCCUGAGACACCGGGAUACCCUUGAUGAUUCUUUGGGUCAUUUUGGAUGGCUCUUAAAAUGUUUUUAAAAAGCA